CGUGCGCAGAAGGCCGAGCCGGCCCACUCCCGGCUGGAAGUGGGCUGUUUGUGGGGGCCGCGGUGAGGCCGGAAGUGGUGUUGCGUAGGGAAUGGGGGGACGCACUGAACCGCCGCUCCACGGGCGAGGUGAGAGGCCUGCGGCGCUUGGCUGGAGGUCAAAGAUGCAGUCCAAGAAAGUUCUAAAAAUAUAUCAUCAGGUCCAACCUGGUAGUUGACCUAGCUAUGGAAAGCCUCCUUGAAUCCUCACUGGGUCAGACCAUACUGGCAUUCUUAAAAACUCUUCCUAUCAAAAAGUAUCAAGAGUGAAAAUAUAAGAUAUAUACCUACCACUUCAAGGAAGUUCCUGUACCAGCCAACAGUCUAGCACAUUAGCUUGCUGCUUUGAUCAUCAAGCUGACAUACUCAAGCUCAGCACAGCAGAGGAAAAUAUGUCUGUAUCAAUAUUUUUCACAUUCUGUACGUGGCUCAUUAGUAGGUCAUGAAAUCAGUUUUAUGAGUCACAGUGAAAAAAAUUUUAAAACAAAAUAAAAUAUAAAGUAUCAAGUGAAUCCUCUGUCAGAAUUGUGCUCCACAGAAUCCUCUGUGGAAUACUGAGGUCAAUUUCAAUAUGUGAAAAGAUAGUUAAUGGAGGGCAUAUAAUGAAUAGAACGUAUACUGGCUAAGAAACGGGUUUUCAGUCCUUUGUCCACUUGUGUCUUCUUCAGUUUUCAUAAGAAUAAAGUUGGUGAGCAGUCUAGUUUUUUGUUACCAUGACUUGCAAUUAGAUGUGAAGUCUGAAAUGUUCAACUGAGAUGCGUUUUGUAAACUGCAUUUUUUUGAGAGAUGUUAUCUAGGAUAUAUGUAUUUAUUAUUAUUAUUAUUAUUAUUAUUUUGGUUAGUGGCAGUUAAAACAUUUUAAUCAAUUACUUUAAAAUGGAUCAUAACUUUUUUAAAAGAAAGAGGAAAAGUGAAGUGAAAUAUGCAGAAGCAUGUUCAAGUUCAACUGCUGGACCUGGAAAUGUGAAUAGUGACAAUAUUGAGAAAAAUAUUGACUCUAAUUUGCAAACUUCAACUUCGUUUGAGCCACAUUUCAAAAAGAAAAAAGUAAGUGCAAGACGUUAUAAUGAAGAUUAUUUAAAAUAUGGUUUUAUCAAAUGUGAAAAACCCUUUGAAAAUGACAGACCUCAGUGUGUUAUUUGUAAUAAUAUUCUUGCAAAUGAAAGCUUAAAACCUUCAAAAUUAAAAAGACACUUAGAAACUCAGCAUUCUGAACUUAUUGAUAAGCCUCUUGAAUAUUUUCAAAGAAAGAAAAAAGAUGUAAAGUUGUCAACACAAUUUCUUGGUGGUUCUACCAGCAUUAGUGAGAAAGCCUUAUUAUCAUCAUACUUGGUUGCAUAUCGAGUAGCAAAAGAGAAAAUGGCUCACACAGCUGCUGAAAAAAUAAUUCUUCCGGCAUGUUUGGAUAUGGUACGUACAAUUUUUGAUGACAAAUCAGCUGAUAAAUUAAAAACUAUAUCUAGUGAUAAUAUAGUAUCUCUUCGCAUUUGUACUAUUGCGGAACAUUUAGAAACCAUGCUUCUUGCUCGGUUGCAGUCUGGUAUAGAUUUUGCAAUCCAACUUGAUGAAAGCAGUGAUGUGGGAAGCUGCCCAACACUCUUAGUGUAUGUCAGAUAUGCGUGGCAAGAUGAUUUUAUGGAGGAUUUUUUGUGUUGUUUAAAUAUAGCCUCACACCUAAGUGGAUUAGAUAUUUUUACAGAAUUAGAAAAAUGCAUUGUUGGUCAAUAUAAAUUAAACUGGAAAAACUGCAAAGGAAUUACAAGUGACGGAGCAGCAAGCCUAACAGGAAAACAUAGCAGAGUAAUUAAAAAAUUGCUGGAAGUUACUAAUAAUGGUGCUGUAUGGAAUCAUUGUUUUAUACAUCGUGAAGCUUUAGCAUCUAGAGAAAUCCCACAGAAUCUCAUGGAAGUAUUGAAAAAUGCAGUGAAAGUUGUUAACUUUAUUAAAGGAAGCACACUAAAUAACCAGCUUCUUGAAACAUUUUGUUCAGAGAUUGGAACUAAUCAUACCCACUUACUAUAUCAUACCAAAGUUCGUUGGUUGUCUCAUGGGAAAAUACUAAGCAGGGUUUAUGAACUCAGGAAUGAGAUUCACAUUUUUCUUAUUGAAAAAAAAUCUCAUUUGGCAAGUAUUUUUGAAGAUGAUACUUGGGUAAUGAAAUUGGCAUAUUUAACUGAUAUUUUUGGCAUUCUUAAUGAACUGAGUUUAAAACUACAGAGGAAAAAUAGUGAUAUAUUCCAACAUGUCGAACGUAUUCAGGGAUUUCGAAAGACAUUAUUGUUAUGGCAAGCGAGGCUUAAAAGCAACUGUCCUAGCUACUACAUGUUUCCAAGAUUUUUGCAACAUAUCGAAGAGAAUAUUAUUAGUGAAAACAUUUUGAAAGAAAUAAAAUUAGAGAUAUUGUUGCAUCUCACUUCUCUGUCUCAAACUUUUAACCAUUUCUUUCCAGAAGAGAAAUUUGAAACAUUAAGAGAAAAUUGCUGGGUAAAAGAUCCAUUUGCUUUUCGAAACCCAGAAUCAGUAAUUGAAUUAAACUUGGUGCCUGAAGAAGAGAGUGAAUUAUUGCAGCUUAGUUCGUCAUAUACAUUGAAGAGUGAUUAUGAAACACUAAGUUUAUCAGCAUUUUGGAUUAAGUCCCUGUUCUGGGAAAACAACCACCUUCUUGUCACUAGUUAUGCAGAGAAUGCCCGUCGCUUUGUGCCUCUGUGCAGUGUUCUCUACGGCAGGAUGGGUGACUUUCUGAGCUGGUGUCGACAGGAAAAUGCCUCUGAACUCGAUUACCAGUCCUGCCCUACAUCAGAAGAUUGUGAAAACAACCCUGUGGAUUCUUUCUGGAAAAGGGCAUCUAUGCAGUAUUCAAGGGAUAGUUCUGGGGUCAUCUAUGUCAUGCUGAAUGGUUCAGAGCCAACAGGAGCCUAUCCUGUUAAAGGCUUUUUUGCAGAUUUUGAAAUUCCCUACUUCCAAAAGGAUAAAAUCACACGAAUUGAGAUCUGGGUUAUGCAUGAAAUCGGAAGACCAAAAGUGGAAUCCUGUGGAGAAGGCAGUGUGAAAAUCCUGGAAGAGAGACUGAAGCAAAUGGGUUUUCAGUACAGCUGUAUUAAUGAUCACCUACCGGUGAAGCUCUUGAAGUGUGUAGACCACAGCACUCAUCCUGACUGUGCCUUGAAAUCAGCAGCAGCAUCUAUUCAAAGAGAAGUCCCACCUCUCUGGUCAGAAUAUGGUGGCAGCCUUAUCACUCCUUUCUUAGUGGCUCUGGCUUCAGCUAUUCAAAUGUAACCAGAAAUUCAGCUAUGCUGCCCUAAUAUCCCCCAGCCCUGAUCCCUACCCUUUGCACAUUCAUCCUUCUUGUUCUGUGCAUACCAAGUGAUUCCACUGUCUGAUGGAACUAUCUACUGGAAAAAUAAUAUCCUGAGAGGGGUUUUCAAUGAUACACAUGCUCGAAAUUUCAGAGACAAGAAAUUCAUCUAGUCCUAUUUAAUAGGUUAAAAUUGCUGGAUUAGAAUUAAAGCAAGUUAUUAGUUUCUUAUUUCAUAAUAGUACAAAGCAUUGAGACCCAGAUUAUUGCUGUAUAAAAAAUAUUUUUAGGAAAUUCUAAUAGAACUAAAUUUUGUAUUUUUUCUGUAUCUUCCUUUAUCCUCAGCAGGGCACACUGCAUGCUUAUUGAUAGCUAUAUAAAUGUGUAUAUGCAUAUAUUUGGCAUGCAAAGAUUUAUGUAUAAAGAUGUUCAUUUAGGAGCACCUGGGUGGCUUGAUCAACUAAGUGUCUGACUUUGGCUCAGGUUGUGACCUCAGGGUGCUAGGUUUGAGCCCUGUGUCAGGUUCCCUGCUCAGCAAGGAGUCUGCCUCUCAUUCUCCCUUUCUGUCUGCCCCUCCCCCUGCUCUCUCUGUCAAAUAAAUAAUUCAAUUUUAAAAAAUGGUUCAUUUAAUGAUUAUUUAUAAUAGAGUGGGGGCUGGGGAGAAACUCACAAUGUCUGAUAACAGACAACUGUCUUCAUAUGGUUUGGUAUAUCCAUAGCAUGGAAUAUCAUCCAACUGGUAAAAGUCAUGUUUACUAACCCAAAUAUCCUUCAGUUGGUAAAUGGAUGAACUAACUGUGAUACAUCUAUACAGUACUCAGCAACACUCUCUAUAUAUUUAGCAAUAGAAAGUAAACAGCUAUUGGUAUAUGCAGCAACAUGAGUAACACUCAGAUGCACUGUGCAAAUAAAAGAAACCAGACCAAUAGGCUACGUAUUGUAUUAUUCAACUUAUAUGACAUUUUGGAAGAGGCAAAACUGUAGGAAUGGAGAAUAGAUCAGUGGUUGCCGGGGAUUAGGACUAGGGGGAAUAAUAACUACGACGGGGCAGUAUGAGGGAAUUCUGGGGCAGUAAGAAAUUGACCUGUAUCUUUAUUGUGGUGGUAACCUGAAUUUAUGUAUUUGCCAACACUCAGAACUGUACAUCAAAAAGAAUAAAUUUCUCUGUAUGUAACUGAAA
Molecule: messenger RNA, 4513 nt
Organism: Canis lupus familiaris (dog)
Lineage: Eukaryota; Metazoa; Chordata; Mammalia; Carnivora; Canidae
Gene: BST1
Product: bone marrow stromal cell antigen 1
Exons: 9
Coding region: 915-3314 (799 amino acids)
Biological process (GO): positive regulation of B cell proliferation
Cellular component (GO): plasma membrane
Molecular function (GO): NAD+ nucleosidase activity; phosphorus-oxygen lyase activity
Source: RefSeq, a predicted model, not a curated record